AUGUCGGAAAAUCGACAAAGAGAAGAGAUCGAAGUCGCAUCUACCAGAAUACCGUUAAAGAGGCACUCAUCUCAACUCAGCGUCGAAUACAAGACACUUACAAUCAAGCUUGAAGAAGCACGUACAAAGACUAUCGAUGUCGAUGAUAAAAGAAUCAAGGAAGAACUCGAUAUUAAUUAUCAUAAACUGACUCUUAAUGAACUUGGUCUUCGCUUUGCCACUUCUAUUUCAUCGGGGAUUUCUUCAUCAUCGGCCGCCCGCAGAUUACAACGUAAUGGAAAGAAUGCUAUCUCUCCACCCGAGUCAAAAUUGCUUACCAAAAUUUUCGAAUACACAUUCGGUGGCUUCUGUCCAUUGCUGUGGUUUGCAUCAUUAAUAUGUUUUCUUGCCUGGAAACCUCUCGGUGAACCUACUCCCGACAAACAGAAUCUGGGCCUUGCUAUUCUUCUUUUGAUUGUGAUCUUUCUCCAAGCGGUUUUUAACGGUUAUCAAGACUGGACAACAAGCUCUGUAAUGAAGUCAAUCAACAAAAUGUUGCCUUCUACGGCAAUUGUCACACGGGACGGAAAGGAGCAAACGGUUCCCCUCUCAAAUCUUGUUGUUGGCGAUUUGGUCCAUCUGAAACUUGGAAACAAAGUACCUGCAGAUAUCCGAAUAACAGAGCAGAUUGAUCUCAAAUUCGACAAGUCUAUACUAUCUGGAGAAUCCAAGCCAGUCAGUGCCAGUACUGAACAGACCAAUGAAAUUUAUCUUGAAUCACGAAACAUCGCGUUGAUGGGCACACUUGUAACAAUGGGUGGAGGAUCGGGUAUCGUUGUGGCUGUUGGCGAUGGUACUGUUAUGGGGAAAUUGGCCAAAUUGUCAUCACAUGGUUCGCAAGACAAAACGCUUCUGCAGAAAGAGAUUACCCGAUUCGUAAUUGUCAUUACGACGCUGGCCGUCCUCACUUCAAGUUUGACACUCAUUGUUUGGGGCACUUGGUUAAGGCACUCCUAUCCGAAUUUUAUUAAUUUACCAAUGGCGCUUAUAAAUGCAAUUGGGGUUCUUGUGGCUUUUGUGCCUGAAGGGCUUCCGAUUGCCGUAACAUUAACUCUUACUCUGGUCGCUAGAAGGAUGGCAAGUCAAAAAGUAUUAGUAAAGAACCUGACUGUCGUUGAAACCUUGGGUUCUGUGAACGUCAUUGCGAGUGACAAGACUGGUACCUUGACUCAGAAUCGGAUGGCGAUUACCAAUGUCCACAUAGGCCAGGACUCGUACAAUCAAGGUGAAUGUCGCCAGGCCCAACUUGAGAAAUCUCCAGGUUUUUCUCAGUUGAUUUCUGUCGGACGUCUUUGCAAUGCUGCCUCUUUUGAUCCAAGUACAAUGAGUCUCUCGAUUUCUGAUCGAUUGGUACUGGGCGACGGCACCGAUGCAGCUGUUCUUCGAUUUGUUACCGAGUAUGCCAUUGACGAAACAGAAGUUGGUAAUUUUGACAAGAUUGCCGAGAUACCAUUCAACUCGAAAAACAAGUGGAUGUUGCGUAUCAUGAGGCCCAAAAGUGCUAGUAACGUGUAUAAAACCGCUUGUCCUGUCUUGAUGAUUAAAGGUGCACCAGAAGUGUUGUUCAAUAGUUGUACACGAAUUAUCGAUGCCGAUUGCAACGAGAAACCUUUUGGUGAAUUUGAGCGACAAUCCCUAGUUAACGUACAGGAAAGUUGGAGCUCUUCUGGUCGACGUGUCAUUGCCCUUUGUUACCGCAUCAUCAAGAACGAAAACGAGAUUCCUAAAGACUCUCACGACUUGGAAGCACUUGAAAAACUUGCAUACAACUUGACGGUCGUCGGACUUGUGGGGAUUCUAGAUCCACCUCGCAGGGAGAUUCCAGAUGUUAUAAGAACCUGCCGCGCUGCCGGUAUCAGAAUAUUUAUGGUUACCGGGGAUUAUUUUUUAACUGCUACUGCUAUUGCCAAACAAGUUGGGAUCUUUACUGCCGAGGAUGUGCAUACAAUCACUGAUCUCGAUCAGCUAUCGGCAAAGUUGGAAAUUGUCACUGAGAAGGAACCGAGGGUCGUAACUAAUGGCAAAGGAAAGGCUACCGGGGGGGCUCUCCUGUUAAACGGAAGUGAUUUGAUAUCCUUGUCCGAAAAUCAAUGGGAUCUGGUUGCUGCAUAUGAUGAAAUUGUCUUUGCUCGUACAACUCCCGAGCAGAAAUUAAGCAUAGUCCAAGAGUUUCAGAAACGUCAUUGUACUGUUGGAGUAACUGGCGACGGUGUUAAUGAUGCUCCUGCUUUAAAGGCUGCUGAUAUUGGUAUUGCCAUGGGGAGUGGAAGCGAAGUCUCGAUCGAAGCUGCAGAUAUGGUGCUCAUGGACAGCAACUUUUCAUCGGUCGUGGUUGCAUUGGAAAGCGGUCGUCUGGUCUUUGACAAUCUGAAAAAAGUCAUUCUUUAUUUGCUGCCAGCCGGUUCUUGGUCUGAAUUGGUUCCUGUGCUCGUCAACGUGUUCUUGGGAGUUCCCUUGCCUUUAUCGACAUUCCUGAUGAUAGCUAUUUGCGUGUUAACCGAUAUACUUCCAUCUAUCGCCAUGAUGUACGAAACACCUGAAAGUGAUUUGCUUACACGUCAACCUCGUAAUCCAAGGAAAGACCGUCUUGUGAAUUGGAGGCUUCUUGUUCAAGCAUAUUUGUGCCUUGGCAUGAUCGAAACUUUCUUCUCGCAUCUCAUGUUUUUCUUUUACAUGCAUCGGUAUGGAGGGUUUAUGCCGUCGGAUCUGUUGCUCGCUUAUGAUAAAUGGACUGACGGCUAUAAAGGUCACAGCAUGGAUGAAUUGAACGAACUCAAUUGGACCGGGCAGUGCGUAUUGUUUGUAAGCUUGGUUGUCAUGCAAGUUUUCGGUAAUAUCUUUGCAACUCGAACACGAUACCUAUCCUUGAUCCAACACUCGCCAAUUGCAAAACAGUCCAAAAAUUACUAUCUUUUUGGCGCUCAAGUUGGUUCUAUCGCCAUUGCAAGCUUUUUGGUAUACGCACCAAUGAUAAAUGACUCUUUACAUACGCGUCCUGUUCCGGCGCAAUUCUGGUUCAUACCUUUGGGAUUUGCCGCCGCCAUUAUUGCUGUCGACGAAACUAGAAAAUUCUUUGUUCGGAGGCAAUCGCCUGCUUUCUUCCACAAGAUUGCUUGGUAA
Paraglomus brasilianum is the source of this 3159-nucleotide messenger RNA. NCBI's taxonomy places the organism in Eukaryota, Fungi, Glomeromycota, Glomeromycetes, Paraglomerales, Paraglomeraceae. The record is from the annotation of a GenBank genome assembly.